This is a messenger RNA of Trypanosoma cruzi, 1454 nucleotides long. Its product is annotated as trans-sialidase, putative. Gene Ontology annotation, molecular function: exo-alpha-sialidase activity. NCBI's taxonomy places the organism in Eukaryota, Euglenozoa, Kinetoplastea, Trypanosomatida, Trypanosomatidae. The transcript has a single exon. Gene Ontology annotation, biological process: oligosaccharide catabolic process; ganglioside catabolic process. The annotation marks the transcript as partial. Gene Ontology annotation, cellular component: intracellular membrane-bounded organelle; membrane; cytoplasm. The record is from RefSeq and is a predicted model, not a curated record.
AUGCUCUCACGUGUUGCUGCAGUGAAGGCACCCCGCACAGACAACCGUCGCCGCGUGACCGGAUCGAGCGGCAUGAGGAGGGAAGGAAGAGAGAGUGAGCCGCAGAGGCCCAACAUGUCCCGGCAUCACUUCUAUUCUGCGGUGCUCCUCCUUCUAAUGCUCUGCGGCAGUGGUGAAGCUGCCGCCGACGGGGACAGUAAAUCAAAUCAAGGAGCUUCGUCGGGAAAACAUUAUGUUUGGAGAGAUGUGAAAGAUGAAGAAGAAAAAUUGAGUUUGCUCCGUGUUCCCAGUCUCGUUGAAAUGGAUGGUGAAGUGUUUGCCGUUGCCGAGGCGCAUUGCACAAAGGAGGGUGAAAGUGAUUUUACUGGGAUUGCCUCGGAGCUCCUGGAGUGGACUGAUGAACAAGCAAGCAAGGAGUUGGACACAACUGAAUUGAAGACACAAGUACUGGAGGAAUGUUCUUCCGGCGAUAAAGGCGUCUGCAGCAUAGCGAAUCAGGCUGUUUCUCAAGGAGUGAAGAAUGUACAUGUGAGCCGACCAACAACAGUUGUGAAGGGGAGUGAUAUUUACAUGAUUGCUGGAAAUUACAGUUGGACACUUAAAGCUGGCGAUCAGGAUAGUGGUGCAGCUGGCUGGGGACUCAUGCUGGUGAAAGGGAACGUCAGUACUGUUGACAGUAAAAAAAGAAUACUUUGGAAUGACACUUACGUUAUCCCGUGGAAUUAUAAAGGCAACCAAAAUGAACCCCUGAAACGGCUGAUUGGCAGCGGAGGAUCGGGUCUUAAGAUGGAGGACGGUACGCUUGUGUUUCCGCUGGAAGGCACCAAAAAGAAGGAGGCCGACGCCGAAGAGGAUGGAAAGACUGUUUCACUUGUCAUAUACUCCACAGGUAAUGAGGGUUGGAAGCUGUCGAAGGGGAUGUCUGCCGAUGGCUGCGGUGUUCCCUCCGUCGUGGAGUGGGAGAAGGACAAACUCAUGAUGAUGACUGCGUGUGAUGGUGGCCGCCGCAGGGUGUACGAGUCCGGUGACAAGGGGGAGUCGUGGACGGAGGCACUCGGGACACUCUCGCGCGUGUGGGGCAACAAACACACGGGACCUGAGAAGGGCGUUGGGAGCGGGUUCACCACAGCGACGAUUGAUAAGAAAAAAGUGAUGCUCGUAACUCUGCCGGUGUAUUCUAAAGAGAAAGAGAAAGAAGAAAAAGAAAAGGGCAGUCUCCAUCUUUGGCUGACGGACAACACGCACAUUGUCGAUAUUGGGCCGGUAUCCGAUGAUGACGUUGCCGCCAGCUCCCUGCUGUACAAAAGUGGUGAAAGUGGAAGUGGCGAUAAUAAUGGGGAGAAGUUGAUUGCACUGUACGAGAAGAAGGAGAGCGGUGAUGAGGACGCAUCACUCGGUAUGGCUUCUGUGCUUCUGACUGCGCAGCUGGAGAAGGUGAAGGAGGUGCUGAAAAC